Messenger RNA from Porites evermanni, 6269 nucleotides. The record is from the annotation of a GenBank genome assembly. Lineage: Eukaryota; Metazoa; Cnidaria; Anthozoa; Scleractinia; Poritidae.
UCAGAGGCUGGCACUAAUAUCAAGAGAGUUGUAAGGCAGAUUCCAGAGGAAAUUCUAAAUAAUGCGGAUUUGCUGGAUGCCAUUAGACGGGUGAAUAUUAGUGGAAUACUCUAUUCAAAAGUACAUGUACACGUAUUAAAUGUUUUUAAUUGGUACAGUCAAGACAUCAAACCAGAUACUAUAUUGAAUUUUGUGAUGUGUAGAGCAGUCCAGAUAUUGCAUUGUGUACCACUGUGUGAUCACUGGUUAAGAAAUUUUAUGUUUGAAUUUAUUAUUUUUGUUUUCUUGUUGUUGUUAUUAUUAUUAUUUUAAAUUGCAAGGUGUUUGUGUAAGUGUGAGAGUUUCCUCUAAUGUAGAUUGUUAAAAAACUUGAAAUUCUUCUUCUUCAGUUACCCCCAAACUAUAAUUUUGAAAUCUUCAAGACUGUUUGGAGGAUCAAGGAAACAAGCUCUAAAAGAGGUAAAAAGACAUAAAUCAAGUAUCUUGUACUCUGUAAAAUCAGCAUGCAAAGAAAGUAGUGUCCGAUAGCCCAGGGCUGGUGGAUUUUGCUAUCGUGCUAGUGAAUUCUGUUCUUAACUUGCCUGAUGGACAAGUGAAGUUUUUUAAGGAAUUCAAAUUACAUAAGAACUGUGAAAUCAAUUUUGCCCAUCAAAAUGUUUUUGGGGCUGGUUGAAAUGACAUUUGGGCUAGUAAAUUUUAGCUUCAACUUGCCCGAAUGGCAAGCUUUAAAAAUGACUUUCUUUGCACCCUGAAAUAUUGUGUGACUAACAUGAUGAUAGAAGACCAGCCUGACUGUAAAUAUGAUUAAGAGAUCUUUACAAAAUUCUGACUGGCCAAUCACACACAGACUACUGCAACAGGGAGGUGUAAGGUACCCUUUUUGUUUAGUGAUAAUUUGGGAAGGAAUGUGGUUUCUUGACUUAUUUAAGCGGAAAAUUAUCUGUCUUAACUGAAGACUGGCUUCCUAAAAUAAUGUGAUUUUAACUUUGGUUUCUGGAGUUAUAUUUGAAUGAUAAUAGGGACCCUACCAAACUACGAUAGCAAAAGCAACUGGAACUUCAAAAAAGGAACAGGUUUACAGUGUAAUGAGCAAACUAACAACUAUGCACGUGGAUCAUGAUUUUUGCAAAUUUCUUUGCCAUCCCUGCACAACUAUAACGUGAAAUGGCCAAAUCGUUUGUUCUCAUGAGAAUGGGAAGACAAUAAAUUCUACUAUCUCUUUCUGAACUUGGUGGAAUUUCGCUCUCCUCAGUUCCAACAUAAAUUCCUUUCUUUUAAGUAACUUAGCAACUUAGGACAAUUGCAAAAAAGUUUGCAAGGAUGUAAAGUUUGCUUUUGAUCAACGUUUUCAUGGACGUGGCCAUUGUUGGAUCGUUAAGUCUGUAAUAUCCCUGACAUCAUAACAUGCAGUUAAUGGAACAGAAUGCCUAAGGUGGCAAUUGGAUUGAAGUUUGUAGUGUGAUUAUUUAUUCCAUGAAUGAACUCAAUUCUUUUAGCUCUAAAGAAAAAGAGGUUUCCAUGGCUAGAAGUAUCUUAAUGUAGUACAUGCUUGUUCUUUUGUAUUGUUUUAGUGGCAUUACAGUUCCCAGAAGGACUUCUCAUGUUUGCUUGUACAAUAGCUGACAUCUUGGAAAGGUAUGGUUGGCUUCCAUCAUUUUGCCCCCAAUUCUCGAUACACUUUUUAAAUUCUUGACACCAAAGAAAGGGGAGUAUUUUAGCAGGGUGGAGAUUUGCCAGUAACGGUUGAACUGUGAAGAACCCUUGAAGUAGCCAGAUUUCUUUACUUGACUCCUUUCGCACCAGAAAGUACCAGAAACAAAGUUUCCUUCUCUGAUUAUUCGUUUACCUUUGUUCUUGUCACUCAACAAGUUUUUUUUUUUAUUAACACUUUCAACGUAAUUAAAGGGAGUAAAACUUGACAAUGGAGGAGAAAACGCAGUUAAAGGAAAUAAACUUUCAGUAAAAAGUAAUUUAAACGCAUUUAAACUCAGCGCAAUUAAUCCAAUACCUUAAUUUCAUGGGGCAUUAAUUUCCUAUAAUAAGUUACCGUAAAAUUCCGAAAAUAAGCCCCAGGGCUUAUAUUUUUCAAAGACCCUUUUUGAGGGGCUUAUUUUUGGAGGGGCUUAUCUACGGAGGGAAAUUUGCGUUUCAAAAUUGAUUUGGCUAGCCUUAUAGUUGGAAGUAAAUUUACCGUUUUUGCUUUGUUUUACUUUGUAUUUGAGGGCAAUUUUCCAAGUACAAGCCCCCCGGGGGCUUAUAUUUGGAGGGGCGAUUUAACGGAGGGUUUUUUUGGAUUACUGGUUUGGGGGGCUUAUAUUUGGAGGGGGGAUUUAACGGAGGGUUUUUUGCAUUGCCGGUUUGGGGGGCUUAUAUUUGGAGGGGCUCAUACAUGGAGGGGCUUAUUUUUGGAAUUUUACGGUAUAAUCCUUAUUCAUUGAACCAUUAAGGGCCAGUUUACAUGGAGGUGGGGACCCCAGGUAGGUGAGGAAACCCGCUUAGGUGGGGUUACCCACCUGUCCAUAUAAUCUCUCUAUUUAAUUUGAUCACAUUUACAUGGUAGGUGGGGUGACCUACCAAGGUGAGUAGCCUGGUCUACCAGACUGGGUAACCCUCUCAGCCAGGAUCAAAUUUUGCCAUGUAAACGUUUCAAGGGGGCUAACCCGCCCAGCCGGGGUCGGAUUCGGGAUACAUCAAAUUCGUGGAAAAUUCACUUUGGCAGUGGCUUUGCAUCAUUAUCAAAGGUAACAAUAGAAAGCCACAGCACUGAAGGUUUCAGCAAGAGCAGCAGGUGAUUGUAGAAGAGCAAUAAUCGUCGCCAAGACACGUGGUUUGCCAGUAUUUUUCUUGUUUACAGUGUACGCGAACUUGCUUAGCAACAAUUCAAUAAUUUUGAAAACGUGCACCCUGGGAUGGAGGGGUUGUAAGAUUGCAUGUAAACGAGGGUUAUUUUUUUACCCCACCUAAGCAGGUUACCUCACCUACCUUGGGGUCCCCACCUCCGUGUAAACAGUCCCCAAGUGGAUACAGGGGAUAGCUGCAUUCUGUGUUUCACAGUCAGUCUCUUACUGUGUCUAGAUUCACAGAGUGUGAUACUGUUAUUAUGGGAGAUGUCACUUAUGGGGCAUGUUGUGUUGAUGACUUCACUGCUAGAGCUCUUGGCUGUGAUAUGAUGGUUCAUUAUGGCCACAGCUGUUUAGGUAAGGACCUGUAUAAUUAAUUAAUUAUAAUUCAUGAUAAUUAUAAUUAAUUUUACCAUUAAAGAUGGGCUUACAAUAGCGACAAAGGCAGAGGCAGAAUCAAAAAAGGCAUAAUUUAAAAACAAAUAAUGAAAAAGAUAUUAUUUGAGGUUCAAAGUUUUCAGGAAGUUAAAUUUUCAAAAAUGCACACAAGGUAAACUGCCUAAAGUAUUCAAUCAAUCAAUCAAACAAUCAAAGAGUAUAAUUUAUUUUACUUCGAAUUAGUUGAUAGCGAAAUUCAGUGCUAAUAUCUCCAAAGAAAAUUAGCACACUAGAAGAUUCUAAGAGAAUAUUACUAGAUGUUGAGAAAAUUCCCAAUUAGCAUGUCAUCGUUAUUCUGUUACUAUGGAGGCGGUGAUAAAACCAAACGUAAUUAUCAAUGCUUUAUAGACAGGUUGUUUCAUUUUGAGGCUUUUCCGUACAUGCACUACAGCCAAAAUUACAGGGCAUCAAACACGAAGGGAUAAGUCCUUGAAAAAUAGGUGCGAGCCUCCGUAAUUGUUUCGGAAAGAAAUUAACCGUUUGCCUCAGAAAAGUAGAGCUGUCACUGAGAUUUCAAGUUACCAGUAAAUCGGCGGGGAGUGAAAGACCUAGGGAUUUCUUUUGGUUCUCUUUUUCUUCUACUUUUCCUAUGAAAGUAGCCGCGUGUGUUCAUUGUAGCUAGGGGAGAUCUUCCGCUCUCCGGCCUUUAGUGACCGCCUUGUGAUAAGCCAAAAUGUCAACCAUUGACCGUAUACUGUUAACUGCCGCUUAUACGUCUUAAUUAGUGGUUUUGGGAGGGUUUAUUAACGGAGAGGCUUAUAUCUGAAGGAGCUUUUAAAGGGACUGUACCACGGCUGUCUAGUUCUUUUGUUAUUUUGCCAGUUACUCUUCCUUAUGCACUAUAGAACUUAACUUUAAGGAACAAACUACUUCUGAGCAACAAAAUCAGAACUUCCCAAGUAUUAUAUCAAACGUUACGAUUGACAGAAAUGAAGUUUGAAAGACUGUUAGCCUAACACGUUUUCAAAAACCCACAAUUUGAAUCCGUCAUAAUCUUCUUCAAGUUUGUCCAUCCGUGCCUACUUUUGUAUUUGCUGUGUUAUUAAUACCUCCUUUUAAUGUUUUUGAACGAUUAUUUUUAUGUUUUACUCAAUCUGGUAGCAGUUCCUACUGUCAGAAUUUUAAUAAAAUCUGUGACAGCUCCUUUAACUGGAAUAGAAAAAGCACUUCAAAACAAGCUGUAACACAAGUACUGAUCAAAAUGCAUUUAAGCCUGGUUUUUAUCUGUCGGGGAAAUCCCAGACGAUCGCGGAUUUUACUGUUUCCCGAUUGUUUCAGAUUUUGCCGACUAUAAUAAUAACUCGAAAUCGUAGAUAUCCCAGAUCGUUUAGGAUGGACGGGGACAAAUCUGGAGAAUCGGGAGCUUUUUUAUUUUCCCGACGCGUCCCAGUUUUAUGCGAUGGUCGGCGAUCAUUCCCGUCAAAUGAAAACUCAAAUUUGUACCGUCGGGGACGUCGGCGAUGGAUUUCGCUCAUGAGAGAGUUUUAGAUUCGAGUUUACCGCGAACCUCUAACCGCUGGAGGUCACGUGACAAGUCUUUCGCGUCACGUUUGAGGUUUACGACGUGCGUUUUAAACGUGGGGAGGUAGGUUUUCACGUAGGUCAUUUACCUGAAAGCUUUUAGCGUAUAAUUCUUGUUUUAUCUCACGUAAUGAUACAAAAAUCGUGUGAAGCAAGUCUUCAUCCAUUAACAGAGGCACAAAUUCGGGCGAAAUGCUAAAUUUGAUAAAUCCUAUUGGAUCUUGAAAACAAGUGCCAUUCAUGGCUGCUGAUUCAAAAUGACGGCCGUAAAUUUGCAAGAAGAACUAAUGUAAGAAUUUACAGUUUGUUGCUGCUAGAUAACCCAGUGUUACCGUAAAUUUCUUUUAUUUUCACUGAUUGAUAUUUCUUGUAUUUCUAAAUGGAAAAAUAAACCAGAAUCCACUUGUUUAAUCCACUGCCAAUCUAAAUCGAAUUAUGUUUGAACGUUGAACCGCAAACCGCGGUUAAAGGUUCGCGGUAAACUCCGAUCUAAAACUCUCUAUUACCAAUCCUACCAAUCCCCUAAAUUGCUGGGCUUCAGUUCCCCUAUCACGCAAGUUUCAAUUUUUGGCCUACUUUCCAUUUCCAGCCAAAUUCAUUGUGAGAAUCGAGAGACAGAAUUAUGGCGAAUAUCUGAACGGCUACGUGACUGUACAACAUCAUUCUUUCGGAAAACUUAGCUUCUUGGACCCUCGAUCCUCGAUCAUCGAAACUCGAGACUCGAUCCUCGCGUCUAGAGACUCGAUCCUCGCAUCUCGAAACUCGAAGCGUUCGAGCUUCGAGACGCGACGAUCGAGUCUCGAGUUUCGAGCUUCGAGAGUCAACUUACUUUUGAGCGGUACUGUAUCUGGGACGGCCGGCAAAAUGUAAUAUCCCCGAUCGUCUGGGAUUUUCCCGACAUAUGAAAACCAGGUUUUCCAGUAUACCACCACCACAUUGAGACCGUAUGGAUGGCUAAGAACGUUUGCUGCUCCCUUGGCGGGGGGGGGGGGCGGUACCCCCCUAUAAAAGAUUUUUUUGCAUUGGCUUUUAAAAAGGAUUGGUCAAAAACGUCUGCCUAAAAAGAAAUGUAAACCUGCGAGUAGGGGUUUUUUGGUUUAGAACCCCAAGCCGUUCCACCCCCCAAACUUUAACCCCCAAAAAGUAGGGCCGGGCCCCCCUUCCUUUUUUUUGGGGGGUAUCCCCCCCCCCCCCCCCCCCGGGUUGCUGCUCUGGUUAUUCGGAAAGCUGUAAUCAAGAGUAAUUAUUUCUGUUAAUACCUUUACAGUUCCCAUCGACUCUACAAAAGGAAUCAAGAUGCUGUACGUAUUUGUGGAUAUCAAACUGGACGCUACACACUUUGUUGAUACUGUCAGGCAUAAUUUUGAAGUUGGUUCUUCUCUGGCGUUAGUGAGCACGAUUCAAUUUGUGGCAACUCUUCAAGUAUGUAAAUGUUUUAUCAUACGUAUCUACAAUGUGAAAUUUUUUUGA